This is a messenger RNA of Trichogramma pretiosum, 2811 nucleotides long. It is a transcript of the gene Arr2, whose product is annotated as arrestin homolog. Gene Ontology annotation, biological process: signal transduction; G protein-coupled receptor internalization. The record is from RefSeq and is a predicted model, not a curated record. Gene Ontology annotation, cellular component: cytoplasm. NCBI's taxonomy places the organism in Eukaryota, Metazoa, Arthropoda, Insecta, Hymenoptera, Trichogrammatidae. The coding region runs from base 643 to 1887 and encodes 414 amino acids. Gene Ontology annotation, molecular function: G protein-coupled receptor binding. The transcript is spliced from 6 exons.
AGCAGCACACAAAUCACAAACGAUGCGCAAGUAAAUGAGCGAUAAUAAAUAUGAAAAUCGAAGAAUGGAUGGAGCUCGCAGUCGUCGAGCUGUAAUAACGAUCCAGGCCGCACGCUGCGCGACCUUUACACACUGAACUCGAAAUGGCGAGUAAUGCCAACACAGUCGAAAGUCCAACUAACUAAAGAAACAUCGCGAGAAGAAAAGAGUCCGCGAGAGGAGGCGCGCGGCGAGUAUAUAGCUCGAGUCUGAAAAUGCUCUCUUUGCUAACGAAAUUAAAAGAGCUGCAGCUCGGCGAGUGGGAAUGACGACGAGCUGGCUCGCGAGCCGUUUUGCCGCCUCCGCCGUUUUUCCGCGCUGAUCCCUUUAAGAACUUGCAUUCGCGGGCUUCGAAACCUUAUCGGUGCAUUUUCGCUUUUUAAUGUAGGUGGCUGGGAGUCGCGUCGAGUUAGGCCCGAGCUGCUGCAGUCAGCCAAGUGCAAUCCGUCACUUCGGGCAUAUAAGUUGAAAGUCGGUGUAUCGCGCGCGCACCCGUUCCAGGACUCGUCACGCUCAGAGCUUGGCAGCAGCGGAUCCCGUUCCGAGAGCUGUCCUCGUCCUUGCGAUCGUCGGUCCGUCCGAAGAUCCGGGCAUCGAGCACAAAUGUUUGCCCUCCUGCUAAUGGCCUACGUGGCCGCCGUCAAAGUCUACAAGAAGACCACUCCGAACGGUAAGGUGACGGUGUACCUGGGCAAGCGCGACUUUGUCGACCAUCUGGACUACGUGGACCCGAUCGACGGCAUCGUGGUCAUCGAGAACGACUACCUGCAGGGGCGCAAAGUUUACGGCCAGGUGACGACCACCUACCGCUACGGUCGCGAGGAGGAUGAGGUCAUGGGCGUCAAGUUCAGCAAGGAGCUGGUGCUGUGCAAGGAGCAGAUCAUACCGGGCAAGAAGGACAGCAACAAGGACUACACGCCGAUUCAGGAACGCCUGCUGAGGAAGCUCGGUUCCAACGCCUACCCGUUCCUCUUUCAGUUCCCGGCCAACUCGCCGAGCUCGGUCACCCUUCAGCCGGGCGACGACGAUCAGGGCAAGCCUCUCGGCGUCGAGUACACCGUGAGGAUCUUCGUCGCCGAGGGUGACGACGACAAGGGUCACAAGAGAUCGUCGGUGGCACUGGCCAUCAAGAAGCUGCAGUACGCCCCGCCGACUCGGGGCCGCAGACUGCCGAGCUCGCUCGUCUCCAAAGGAUUUACCUUCUCGCAGGGCAAGCUCAACUUGGAGGUGACGCUCGACAAGGAGAUUUACUAUCACGGCGAAAAAGUUUCGGCCAACGUCAUCGUAACCAAUAACUCGCGCAAGGCCGUGAAGAACAUCAAGCUGGCCGUGGUGCAACAUUGCGAGGUGACGAUGGUCAACGCCCAAUUCUCGAGGCAGGUCGCGAGCUUGGAGACCCGCGAGGGCUGCCCCAUAACACCGGGCGCCUCCUUCUCCAAGCAGUUCUUCAUGGUGCCACUGGCCAGCAGCAACAAGGAUCGCCGGGGCAUCGCUCUCGACGGACAUCUCAAAGACGACGACGUGAACCUGGCCUCGUCCACCAUGGUGGCGGAUGGCAAAGCACCCAACGACAAUAUGGGUAUCGUCAUCUCGUACUCUGUCCGAGUCAAGCUCAACUGCGGCACCCUCGGCGGUGAGCUCCAAACCGACGUCCCGUUCAAGCUCAUGCACCCAGCUCAAGGUGCUGGAGAAGGAUCGCGAGAAGGUGAAGGCGGCGGCCGUGACCGAAAAAUGAAGAAAACCAAGAGCGUCGAGAGGAACCGUUAUUCCGACAAUUAUGCAAAUGACGACGAUGACAACAUCGUUUUCGAGGACUUUGCCCGUUUGCGGCUCAACGAUCCCGAAUAAUCGCUCUCUCAUCUUGCGUGUUUUGCUUCUAUAUGGCACUUGCAGCUGCGAUAUCAACUUACCCUUGCAGGCACGCAUACGUAAACCCGAAGGAUAUUAACGAUCGCGGCAGUUUGCUUUUCGAGAAAAAAAUCGUUAUACCUGUACCGUAUUAUCGACUAUAUUAUUUCUAUCUCAGAUGAUCGGCUGACCAGAUGACCAUGUUCUUGUACAUGCAUUUAUUGCAUCUUACGUAAUUAUUGUAAGUGAGAAAAAUUGACGAAUUACUUUCCAAAUUCGUCCACUUGCGCGCGCUACAAUACCAAAGUGCACGUAGCAAAGUAGACGCGUUAAAAAUACGUAUUCUUCUUUAUAAGACCGAAAAAGCGCGAGGAAAAAGUAUUUAACAGUGCGACACACACACAUACACACUUACACAUACCAGAAACUAAGUUAAGCCCAGUCUCGAAGAUUUCGUCUCGAUUGUGGUGGUCGAGGCGAAAUCCUCUCUCCAAUAAAUAUCACGAGACGAGACAAAAUUUUUCGAUUGAAUCUUUUUAAUUACUUACUGAUUUAGUCUUAUGAUGUUAUUUAUUCGUAAUUAAUAUAAUGGCAUGUUUCCCGUCUUACCAGAAGUGACAUAUUAUACAUUAUUAAAUUAUUGCAUUUCUCAUGUAUUCAGUGUUAUAAAAUAUUAGCUCUUACUUGGUAUAAAAAGAAUUUCACGAUUCCCCAAAAUGUUGUUGAGUUUUUACUGUACAUUAGAAAAAUAUUUAUAAAUAUAUAUAUAUACAUAUAAUUGUAUUUCAGGUUCUUAGAUUAUUCAAAUAUGAUUUAUAAUAAAUAAAACAUUCCACACAUAUUUAUGAUCUUUAUCAUCAUGAUUAAUGUUCAUGUAAUUCGUUAAUUACGUUGUUUAAAUAAAUAAAAUCACAAUUAAACUAA